This is a messenger RNA of Cyprinus carpio (common carp), 625 nucleotides long. Its product is annotated as protein LZIC-like. The record is from RefSeq and is a predicted model, not a curated record. Gene Ontology annotation, molecular function: beta-catenin binding. NCBI's taxonomy places the organism in Eukaryota, Metazoa, Chordata, Actinopteri, Cypriniformes, Cyprinidae. Gene Ontology annotation, biological process: negative regulation of Wnt signaling pathway. Gene Ontology annotation, cellular component: beta-catenin destruction complex; nucleus; cytosol.
GUUCUAUUGAAGAUAAAUAUUGCUAGCAAACCAUACCUUAGCAAGUGGACUUGGGAACUUUAUUUCAUGUAUUUCAUGGAUGUUAUACCAGACCUGUAACAAUAUUUCCAUUGAUACAGCCAACACUGUAUACUAAUUCUGACCAGUUCAGAAAUAACUUGUAUAUCAGAUAGAUUAUAACAGCUGUGACAUUCCCAUAUGUACUAAUAAUGUUCUGUAUGAAUAGAUGGUGCUAAAAUGUGAUUAUGCUUGUUAUUUAUUUAAAAAGUCAACAAUGGCUUCUCGAGGGGCAUCAGAAACAAGCAAACUCAGACAAAACAUGGACGAACAGCUGGACCGGUUAAUGCAGCAGCUUCAGGAUUUAGAGGAGUGCAGAGAAGAGCUUGAAGAGGAGGAAUAUGAAGAAACCAAAAAAGAGACACUAGAACAGUUGAGCGAGUUCAACGAGACUUUGAAGAAGUUGAUAUCUGGGAAUAUGACACUAGUUGAUGAACUCGGGGGAAUGCAACUGGCGAUCCAAGCUGCCAUCAGUCAGGCAUUCAAGACACCUGAAGUCAUUCGGCUGUUUGCAAAAAAGCAGCCAGGGCAAUUGAGGACAAGACUAGCUGAGGUGAUUUUUUUUUAA